Molecule: messenger RNA, 4602 nt
Organism: Anarrhichthys ocellatus (wolf-eel)
Lineage: Eukaryota; Metazoa; Chordata; Actinopteri; Perciformes; Anarhichadidae
Gene: usp30
Product: ubiquitin specific peptidase 30
Exons: 12
Coding region: 1563-3119 (518 amino acids)
Biological process (GO): protein deubiquitination
Cellular component (GO): cytosol; nucleus
Molecular function (GO): cysteine-type deubiquitinase activity
Source: RefSeq, a predicted model, not a curated record
GCAAAAGACAACUUAAGGUUAUUUAUAGUGCACGGGGUCAGGGGUAAAGUGGGUCAUGACGUCGUACGGUGGACCCAAAGUGUAACAUGCGCAGACAAGGAGAACAAAUGGACACUGAGUCCGGUUUAACGUUAUAGUUAACGCUACAAAACCUGCUAACGCAGAUUCGGAGCAAUGAUAAAUGUUACCUGUAUUUCAAGAUAACAGGAUAUUUAUAAAAUGAGGCGACAUAGUGCGCCGAGGGCAGCCUAACCUCGGUGUUGUCGGUAAGUUAGCCUACACGCUAAAGCUAGCUAGCGCUUGUAAUUAAUGCGUGUAGUUGGUGUUAGCGGGUUCGUGGUUAACGUUACACGUUGAUGAAGUGCGGGUGGUUAGUAUCGUUACUUACUAGAUAAUGUUGUGCAGAGGCUGCAACAUAAUGUAACUAACAAAAUAAAUAGCAUGUCAAGCUUAAGUACUGUGAUGCUCGCAGACGAGGCUGAGUUAGAAGAGGCUUUGUUUGGUCUGAAGUGGCGUCAUGUCUGGUUUUACCACAGAUAAACAGCUCAAAGGUUAAUGGAUCACAUUAUUCAUGCAUUUAGUUUGCAUUACGUUACGUAUUGUUCUGCCUGUGUCUUAAGGGUAGAGAGUAUGUAAUAAUGAUAGACAGAAAAAGACAACGUAAUGAUAAGUGUUCCCUAAAAGCCCCAAACCUGUGAACAACCCUCCUACUAUACACUUCACUGAGGAAGCCACUGCUUCGUCUGUUGAUGAAAUCAGACAGCGAGGUAACAAUACAAAGCUACAAAACACAAUGUAUACUCAGUAGCCAGUGUUUUAGGUACACUGAGCUGAAACUAAUGUGGUCUAAUACAACAGCCCUGCAACAAAUCGUACUAUUAUUCAGCUUUCAAUGUUCAGUUGUUGUAGAAACUGUUUCAGAGAGAUGUUGACUGGUGGUGUUGUGCCGUUGAAUUGUACUGCAUUAUAUUGAGGGGUGGAGCUGACAUUUUGUCCACAACAUUUAUAUCCAUGAAGGUAGAAUCAAAUCUCAGUAUAACACAUUCAACAUCACCCAAAACUACGGCCUCCUACAUGACCUAAAUGUUGCAUCAACACCUCUCAGAGAAGGCAGCAGUAGGUGUGAAAGAGUUUUUAAAAGUAUUGAUUUUGGCAAACAGGACCCUAAAAGUUGAACUUGAAGGCCAGGUCUGAAGCUGUGAUGUUACACAGAAUAGACUCUGAUGUAUUUAGCUAUAUUUUGUCGUACAAAUUACUUUUCUGUUGAGUACUUUGAGUAUUUUGCUGCAGACCGUGACCAUCUUAGUAAGUACACAUGUUCUGUUUGAGAGUCGGGGAAGCAUUCAGACAUAUAAAAGAAAGAAUUUUGUCAAUUAAAGAUCUAUGAAAUGUUGACGGAAGGAAUUUGUCUUUGACAUGAACCAUAGCCAUCUUCCGCUGCAGGCUUUUCUUACCAUGUUGGUAUUACUGGCAUAGAUCAACCCAGAUACGGCUGUAGGGCACUGUGAAUAAACAACAACACAUCAGUAUCAUUAUUGUAUUGUCAUCAACACAAGUGAUGUAUGAAAGCGUAUAUUUACCAACCACCAUUAUGUCUCCUGCUGUUUUUACCCAAAGUGUGUUUUUUUCACUCCUCUUCCAUCAAAGUCAUCCGUUGUGCUUCAUUAACAUGCAGUUGUCUUUUCAGAAACAAGAUGAUAAAAAACUGGGGUGUCAUUGGUGGAAUAGCUGCUGCGAUUGCAGCUGGAGUAUACGUGUUGUGGGGCCCAAUUACAGAGCGAAAGAAGAAAAAGAGAGGUAUGGUUCCUGGUCUGUUGAAUCUCGGCAACACCUGCUUCCUGAACUCGUUGCUUCAGGGUUUGGCAGCAUGUCCGUCCUUCAUCAGGUGGCUGGAGAAGUUUUCAGGUUCCCCGAUGAUCCAGUCAUGCAAGGACAACCAGCUGUCCACGACCCUGCUUCAGCUUCUCAAUGCUCUGUCCAGUGAUCAGCCUGCGGAGGAAGAUGUACUCGAUGCCGGGUGCCUCCUGGAUGUUCUCAGACUCUACCGGUGGCACAUCAGUUCAUUUGAGGAGCAGGAUGCACAUGAACUUUUUCAUGUCCUUACAUCUUCUCUGGAGGAGGAGCGGGAUCGUCAACCCAAAGUCGCUCACUUGUUUGACAUGCAGUCCCUCGAGAGCAUCCCUGAUCAAGUUGAGAAAGCUAUGACCUGCAGAAGUCGAGCCCCUCUUCAUCCCAUACCAAGUCCUUGGAAGUCUCGGCAUCCUUUUCAUGGUCGUUUAACAAGCAAUAUGUCAUGCAAGCGCUGCGAACAGCAAAGUCCGGUGCGGUAUGACUCAUUUGAGAGCCUCUCCCUGUCCAUCCCUUUACCUCAGUGGGGGAGACUUAUCUCUCUAGACCAGUGUCUUCAGCAUUUCAUCUCCUCUGAAACCAUCAAAGACGUGGAGUGUGAAAACUGCACCAAGCUUCAACAAGGGAACCCAGUAAACGGGCAAGUUCUGGAAAGCCAGAGGACGACGUUCAUUAAACAGCUCAAACUGGGAAAGCUCCCCCAGUGCCUCUGCAUCCAUUUACAAAGACUGACGUGGUCCAGUGAAGGAACCCCCAUCAAAAGACAGGAGCAUGUGCAGUUCACAGAGCAUCUCUGGAUGGACCGCUACAAACACAAUGCUUCCACGCACAGAAGUCAGCGAAUCAAAUGUGCUCCGAACCCCAUAAAGGCUGAAAAUUCGGAUGGUUCCGUGGAAAAGCUGUCUGCUAAUGGCACCGAAGCAGAGCAUCGGUACAACAACAACAAACCUUUUACCAACGGAACAUGUUCAUCUGUAUUUCUUCAGUCUCCUGGUGUGAACCUCACAUAUGACUACAGUCCUACCGAGUACUUGUUCCAGCUCACGGCUGUGCUGGUUCACCACGGUGACAUGCACUCGGGACAUUUCGUCACGUACCGCCGCAGCCCUCCCUCACCUCGCACCUCUUCGCCCAUCAGCUCCCAGUGGCUUUGGGUGUCAGACGACUCGGUACGAAAAGCCAGCCAGCACGAGGUGCUGUCUUCCAACGCCUACCUGCUCUUCUACGAGAGAGUCCGAAGACUGAACCUGGCGCUGCACUUGGAGGAGUGACCCGAAGCUCAGCAGCCCGACUGACUUCUGCCUUUUCCAGUCAAACUGUCACAGCUGUAUGUGUUACAACACGGUUACCAACAGGUGGAUUUGGACUUUGUGACGAUGAGAAAUCCAUCCUUGAGUUUCUGUAAAGAUAACUUUGCGUCACAGCAACGUGUUGGAGGUCAUUGAACGAUGUAUUAAAUCCACUUUGCCUGCUGCUCUGAUCCAGAGUAGAGGACGCUCGAUCCCAAAGAUUAUGGACCUGCAAGAUUUUUAGUCAAAUAUCUUUGAUCAUCUAAACUACUUUUCUUUGACAAGUGUAACAAUUUCUGUCAUGCGACAAUUUGGCUUCAAUGGGACAAAAAAACAGGAACACUUAACACUGCAGUGUGCUCUCUAGCCCUGCAAUACAUUGUUCAUGCCACACAUACCUUUCUGUGGCAUUUUCAUGAUGCUGUAGAUGUUGGUGUUAAAUUUAAACGCAAUAUACUUUAAGGUGUUCCUGUUAUUUUGUCCACUGCCUGUACAUUACAGACAUACACAGAAGUAGCCGAUUAGGAAUUCUUGGAGCCGUUACAUGUUAUGAAGUCAAAUGGAUAGACUUGUCCCUCCCUCUGGUUCUCUCAUAUCUAAUUUGCUGAAUCAUCAGCAGCAGUGUUUGUGACACUAUUGGCAUUAAUGUUUCAAGAGGCCAAUAGUCCUCACGCUGUCGUGAUGUGCAGACUUGAGGUUAAAGUGCCAUGUUAUAUUUAAUGAUCAAGAUUUUUUUUAACACAUGAAGCCGCGUGUGCGACAACUGAUAUGAUGCAUCAGAGCCAUUUGUAAUGGUGUUGAUGUGCAACAGUUCAACAGAUUAUUAGCGAUGAUCAGCUCUCAGUAAAUAAAGCCACAGGGUGACUGCAGGUUUUUGGGCAAGUUCUUCUGAAUAUUUUGUAUUCUGUGUAGCUGCCAUCGCUCCAAACCAACUAAGUCAAAUUGAGGAAUGGCCGGGUGCAAAACCCAUUAAUGUUUGCGAUUUGCACUAAUGUAUAUUCAUGUGAGAUUGUGUGUAUUUUUUGUGCAAUCUGUGAAGGUGAUUGUUUUCAGGUAUUAAAAAUUAAAGCUAACUAGAGCAAGAGUAAUUAUUUGGUACUUUUGAAACGAUAGUGUGACAGCAGACAUGCUCAAGAUCAAACAGACUUCCUGAAGUGUUCUUGACCCAAACACUGAAUCUCUGUAAGACGGUGAAGCAUGCAGCCUUUACUGAGGGUUUUCAGACAAAACAUUGUAGAGAUAGAAGGUACAUUUUUUUGCACAAUAAUAAGUACUGUACAAUAAUAAGUACUAUACAUCAUUUAAAGGAGUAAAUGCUCCUGAUUUUCAGCGAUUCAGCUAUACAUAAACACAUUUAUGAUAUUUAUCCAUGUGCCCAGGGACACUAACAGGUUUGUCCUCUUUUUCAUCCAAAAUGUGGGCCCCACAGUCAAAAGGCCUCUUGGGCACUGGCCCCAAAGGCCUG